This is a messenger RNA of Caenorhabditis remanei, 1287 nucleotides long. RefSeq lists its product as uncharacterized. Gene Ontology annotation, cellular component: nucleus. The transcript is spliced from 10 exons. The record is from RefSeq and is a predicted model, not a curated record. Gene Ontology annotation, molecular function: polynucleotide 5'-hydroxyl-kinase activity. Bases 1 to 1287 code for a protein of 428 amino acids. Gene Ontology annotation, biological process: tRNA splicing, via endonucleolytic cleavage and ligation. NCBI's taxonomy places the organism in Eukaryota, Metazoa, Nematoda, Chromadorea, Rhabditida, Rhabditidae.
AUGAGUGAGGAACAAGUUCAAGAAUUCAAAUUGAAAGAAAAUUGUGAGCUGAGGUUUGCGGCUGGUGAAGAUUCUGAUGUUUGCUUGGAGCUUGUAAAUGGAUAUGCGGAAAUUUUCGGCACGCAACUGAUACUGAACAAAAAAUACAUCUUCCCAGCCAAGUCACGUGUGGCAGUUUUCACAUUCACAAGUGCUACAGUAGAAUUGGUUGGUGCUACUGAAAGUGCAUACGUGGCAGAGACUACUCCGAUGAUUAUCUAUUUGAAUAUACACGCUGCUAUGGAAGAAGUUCGAAAGAAACGAGAAGAGCAGGCAUUUAAUACUUCAAAUAAACCAAAAGGUCCCAGGUUGUUGUUAGUUGGACCAACGGAUGUUGGAAAAAGUACAGUUUCACGUAUACUGUGCAAUUACUCUGUUCGUCAAGGACGUAGUCCGAUUUUCGUUGAACUUGAUGUUGGUCAAAAUAAUAUAUCAGUACCAGGAACGGUUGCAGCUGUUUUGGUACAGAAAACCGCUGACGUUGUGGACAGUUUCGAAAGAAAUUCUCCGUUAGUUUAUAAUUUUGGCCACACAUCACCGUCUAAAAAUUUGUCUCUCUACGAAGCACUUUUUAAGCAAUUGGCAUCAACUAUUAAUUCUCAGAUCCAAGAGAACGAUGAAGCGAAGAUCGGUGGAAUGAUAAUUAAUACUUGUGGAUGGGUUGAUGGAGAAGGUUAUAAGUGCAUCGUGAAAGCAGCAUCGGCUUUUGAAGUGGAUGUCGUAAUCGUUCUUGAUCAUGAGAGGCUUUACAGCGAUUUGAGUAAAGAAUUGCCUGAAUUUGUUCGAUUGACACACGUUCCGAAAUCUGGAGGAGUUGAACAGAGAACAACCCAAAUUCGGGCGAAGAUGAGAGGAGAAAACGUCCACCGAUAUUUCUAUGGAACUCGUUCUAACAAUCUCUACCCAUUCACUUUUGACGUCCCAUUUGAUGACGUCACACUGUGCAAAGUUGGUGCCGAGCAGCUUCCCGAUUCGUGUUUGCCUUUUGGUAUGGAAGUAGAGAAUCAUGAGACAAAAGUGGUUGUUAUGGAGCCAUCAGUUGACAUCAAGCAUCAUCUGUUCGCUUUCUCGCGUAGUCAGAAACCCGAUGAAACAGUACUCAAAGAAGCGGUUCAUGGAUUCUGUCUUGUUACCGAGGUCGACAUGGAAAAGCGAACGAUGACUCUUUUGUGUCCCCAGAAUACGAUCCCGUCGAAGACGCUCGUCUACUCGGAAGUUACUCAUCUCGAUGAUCAAAUCAAGCGUUAA